This is a messenger RNA of Callithrix jacchus (white-tufted-ear marmoset), 5193 nucleotides long. RefSeq names its product leucine rich repeat containing 4C (gene LRRC4C). The record is from RefSeq and is a predicted model, not a curated record. Gene Ontology annotation, biological process: synaptic membrane adhesion; regulation of axonogenesis; modulation of chemical synaptic transmission. Gene Ontology annotation, cellular component: postsynaptic density membrane; glutamatergic synapse; plasma membrane. Gene Ontology annotation, molecular function: cell-cell adhesion mediator activity. NCBI's taxonomy places the organism in Eukaryota, Metazoa, Chordata, Mammalia, Primates, Cebidae.
ACAUGGAACCUUUGAAAACUGAUGCUUUUUCUCCGAUAUGACUUAAAAAAAAUAAAAAGAAGAAAAGAAAAUAGAGUAGUGCACGGCAAGCUAGAGGAUUGUCAAUUUCCCUUGGUGAACUUUGAGGAUCCAUAAAGAAGAAACCAAAUGAAGUGUUUACUGUCAUUAUCCAUAUUUGAUGAAGAGGAUACUGAGGCUCACAGAGAAUUAAUAAUUUGUUCAAGACCAUCUAAUGUGGAGUAAUCAAGAGUGAAUGCCCUGAAAGUACACACACCAGCCUGGGCCAGCGUUCCUUUUUGGAGGGGAAAAACUAUGGAGACAGAGUAGCAGCAGGCAUGUUGUUGGUGGUGUGGUCUACAGCCAUAAAUUGCAAGAGCCAAGAUGAUUUGACUGCCUCUUCCUGUCUAUGAUCUGCCUAUUUGGGGGUCCAACUCAACCUCUGAGAAUCAAGUUCUCCCAUGUCCAUUGUAGGCACUUCUGGAACAUAAGAAGGAACAGAUCAGCCUCAUCAAAUCAAAUACUAAAUGGUUCUCUUUAUUGCGAGGCUGCAAGGUCACCCAAUGAGAGAGGGGCCAAAUAAGCUGGAACAUCAUCUAAUACACUGAAUGAGUUACUGAAAAAGCAAGGAUAACUUAUGUGGAUUAACAAUAUGGAAACAUCCUGAAACUACUUUGGAAUCACCUUAAAUUAAGUGGAUUCAAAUUUUGCAAACAGGGAAACCAGUCCAUGAACAAUUUGCUACAGGACUUCCAGUAUUACGUUGAAUAGGAGUGGUGAAAGUGGCCAUCUUUGUCUUGUUCCCGGUCUUGGGGGAAUGCUUCCAACUUUUCCUCAUGCAGUAUGAAGUUCGCUGGGUAUAAAGGAGUAUAUGCAGAAAUCUGGAGCGCUAAUUAAACUUCUUUGGGUUUUCUCAGUAAGAUCAACACCUGUUGGAAAAAUUUUGCUAAGGAUGCGGGACGCAGCUCUCUCCUGGAAUCGAACGCAGUGGAUAAACUGAUUGUGCAAGAGCGAAAGAGGAACGAAGCUUUUUCUUGUGAGCCCUGGAUCUUAACACAAAUGAGUAUAUGUGCACACAGGGAGCAUUCAAGAAUGAAAUAAACCAGGGUUAGACCCGCGGGGGUUGGUGUGUUCUGACAUAAAUAAAUAAUCUUAAAGCAGCUGUUCCCCUCCCCCCUGCAAAAAUAAAAAAGGAUGAUUGGAAAUGGAGAACGGAGGAUUCACAAAGAAAAAAAAGUAUGUUCAUUUUUCUCUAUAAAGGAGAAAGUAAGCCAAGGAGAUAUUUUUGGAAUGAAAAGUUUGGGGCUUUUUUAGCAAAGUAAAGAACUGGUUCAGUGGUGUUUUCUUUUCUUUUUGAAUUUCCCACAAGAAGAGAGGAAAUUAAUAAUACAUCUGCAAAGAAAUUUCAGAGAAGAAAAGUUGACCGCGGCAGAAUGAGGCAUUGAUGGGGGAGAGAAACCAGCAGAGCACAGUUGGAUUUGUGCCUAUGUUGACUAAAAUUGACGGAUAAUUGCAGUUGGAUUUUUCUUCAUCAACCUCCUUUUUUUUAAUUUUUAUUCUUUUUGGUAUCAAGAUCAUGCGUUUUCUCUUGUUCUUAACCACCUGGAUUUCCAUCUGGAUGUUGCUGUGAUCAGUCUGAAAUACAAUCAAGAAACUGAGAGUGAGAAACAAGGGACUGGCCAGAGUUACUCAGCUAGACAGUGUCAGACAACAGUGGAACUUGUGGUUGGAGACCUGUAUUCCUAAAGAGUUGGCACUUUGAUGGAUCACAUUAAAAAUCUUCCCAAUGUACAAAUGUUCUAAUCCAGAGCCAGAGAGCAACAGCCCCUCUCUUUAUCCUUGCCAAAUUUCACAUGCCAGGGAAUCUAUUUUUUUGAUUGGCAAACACACUGCCUAUUUACAGCAUAGAGACCCCAGUGGAGAGCUAGUUUAGAAACAGCCUCAUGUUUCCUGCUUGACUCCAGAGAUGACUUUCCUUGGGAUUCACUUAUCUUACUGUUUGAAAUCCAGAAGGACCAACACCAGAUAAAUUAUGAAUGUUGAACAAGAUGACCUUACAUCCACAGCAGAUAAUGAUAGGUCCUAGGUUUAACAGGGCCCUAUUUGACCCCCUGCUUGUGGCGCUGCUGGCUCUUCAACUUCUUGUGGUGGCUGGUCUGGUGCGGGCUCAGACCUGCCCUUCUGUGUGCUCCUGCAGCAACCAAUUCAGCAAGGUGAUUUGCGUUCGGAAAAACCUGCGUGAGGUUCCGGAUGGCAUCUCCACCAACACACGGCUGCUGAACCUCCAUGAGAACCAAAUCCAGAUCAUCAAAGUGAACAGCUUCAAGCACUUGAGGCACUUGGAAAUCCUACAGUUGAGUAGGAACCAUAUCAGAACCAUUGAAAUUGGGGCUUUCAAUGGUCUGGCGAACCUCAAUACUCUGGAACUUUUUGACAAUCGUCUUACUACCAUCCCGAAUGGAGCUUUUGUAUACUUAUCUAAACUGAAGGAGCUCUGGUUGCGAAACAACCCCAUUGAAAGCAUCCCUUCUUAUGCUUUUAACAGAAUUCCUUCUUUGCGCCGACUAGACUUAGGGGAAUUGAAAAGACUUUCAUACAUCUCAGAAGGUGCCUUUGAAGGUCUGUCCAACUUGAGGUAUUUGAACCUUGCCAUGUGCAACCUUCGGGAAAUACCUAACCUCACGCCGCUCAUAAAACUAGAUGAGCUGGAUCUUUCUGGGAAUCAUUUAUCUGCCAUCAGGCCUGGCUCUUUCCAGGGUUUGAUGCACCUUCAAAAACUGUGGAUGAUACAGUCCCAGAUUCAAGUGAUUGAACGGAAUGCCUUUGACAACCUUCAGUCACUAGUGGAGAUCAACCUGGCACACAAUAAUCUAACAUUAUUGCCUCAUGACCUCUUCACUCCCUUGCAUCAUCUAGAGCGGAUACAUCUACAUCACAACCCUUGGAACUGUAACUGUGACAUACUGUGGCUCAGCUGGUGGAUAAAAGACAUGGCCCCCUCCAACACAGCUUGUUGUGCCCGGUGUAACACUCCUCCCAAUCUAAAGGGGAGGUACAUUGGAGAGCUCGACCAGAAUUAUUUCACAUGCUAUGCUCCAGUGAUUGUGGAGCCCCCUGCAGACCUCAAUGUCACUGAAGGCAUGGCAGCUGAGUUGAAAUGUCGGGCCUCCACCUCCCUGACAUCUGUAUCUUGGAUUACUCCAAAUGGAACAGUCAUGACACAUGGGGCAUACAAAGUGAGGAUAGCUGUGCUCAGUGAUGGUACGUUAAAUUUCACAAAUGUAACUGUGCAAGAUACAGGCAUGUACACAUGUAUGGUGAGUAAUUCCGUUGGGAAUACUACCGCUUCAGCCACCCUGAAUGUUACUGCGGCAACCACUACUCCUUUCUCUUACUUUUCAACUGUCACAGUAGAGACUAUGGAACCGUCUCAGGAUGAGGCACGGACCACAGAUAACAAUGUGGGUCCCACUCCAGUGGUUGACUGGGAGACCACGAAUGUGACCACCUCUCUCAUGCCACAGAGCACAAGGUCAACAGAGAAAACCUUCACCAUCCCAGUGACUGAUAUAAACAGUGGGAUCCCAGGAAUCGAUGAGGUCAUGAAGACUACCAAAAUUAUCAUUGGGUGUUUUGUGGCCAUCACACUCAUGGCUGCAGUGAUGCUGGUCAUUUUCUACAAGAUGAGGAAGCAGCACCAUCGGCAAAACCAUCAUGCCCCAACAAGGACUGUUGAAAUCAUUAAUGUGGAUGAUGAGAUUACGGGAGACACACCCAUGGAAAGCCACCUGCCCAUGCCUGCUAUCGAGCAUGAGCACCUAAAUCACUAUAACUCAUACAAAUCUCCCUUCAACCACACAACAACAGUUAACACAAUAAAUUCAAUACACAGUUCAGUGCAUGAACCGUUAUUGAUCCGAAUGAACUCUAAAGACAAUGUACAAGAGACUCAAAUCUAAAACAUUUACAGAGUUACAUACAACAAUCAAAAAAAGACAGUUUAUUAAAAAUGACACAAAUGACUGGGCUAAAUCUACUGUUUCAAAAAAGUGUCUUUACAAAAAAACAAAAAAGAAAUUUAUUUAUUAAAAAUUCUAUUGUGAUCUAAAGCAGACAAAAUUAUGUGUAUUCCUCAGAACCUGUUUUGCUGCACUUAUUCACUAUUUCCCACAUCUCGUUCCUCCCUUCCCUGAUUGCCAUAUUUUUCAUAGGAGAUCUCAAUUCCCUAAAGAACUGGUCUAGGAAAUUUUGUAAGAAUUCUGUUAUACUUUGAGAUUUUUAUGGUGAAUUCUAGUGGUGAGAUCCAGUCUAUUUUGUCUCUCUCUUUUUAAUUUUUUUCUUUUUCCCUCAUACCCAUAUGAAGUAAUCCAAUGGGGAAUGCAAUAUUAGAAAUAGAUUUUUUAGAGAGAACAAGGAAAAAAAUGCAAGAUCUUAUAUUUUUCAUGUAAUGACCUGCUCUGUAUUUAUGAGGAAGACCAUUCUAUGGAAAAGAAAAGAAAGUGAGCAAACAACAGAUUAAUUUACAUAUAAGCAUCUAUAAAACCCAUGACUUUUAAACAACUCUAGAACCAGAAUUUGUAGUUAAAAAGCUAAAAAUAAGAUUAUAAAUAAAAUAUUGUUGGUUUUUCUGUACCUGGACACAACUCAUUUGUAGUAUGGCUCAAAUGUGAGAAACUUGAAGGUAAUUAGAUUUUCUUCUUUCUAAGAAAGAAAAUACUACAGUAUUCUUUAGUCACAAAAUCAGUCUCUACAGGGUCCUGUCUGACUAGUUGACUUGAGUUUUAGAUCUAUGCUUAAGGAUGCUGUGGUAUUUUUAAGGUUGUGGAACCCUAACCUUCUCUUUAGGGUUACUCCUUGUAGAUGCUCAGGUUCAAAAAUAAUGAUUUUGUGAAGUAAAUUCAAUUCUACUUGAAGGAAAGUUUCAAUAUAAUUGAUUCACUGUCUCCUCAAUAAAACUUCAUUGGCCAGAUGAACUAAAAUAGCAAAACAGGAAAGUAUUCUAAGUCAUCUAGAGCUGAAAAAGAAUAUUUGGUGCUGAGUGUUAGCAAAUUUAGUUCAAUUCAAUGGUAAUUAUUAAAGUCCUACUGUGUGCAAAAUAUUGAUUUUAGUAUUGUGGGUGCACAAUUGAGAAGCUCUGGUUCCUGCUCUUGCAUCACUCCCAAUCUAUAUAAAAAUAAUUAAAGAAAUCAUCUAGUA